AUGACGUUCGCGAUCGUUACGAAAGUAGCUUUUGGGGAUACUUGUAAAGAUCAAGAGGCGUUUAUUUCCGUUGCGAAGGAGAUGGUGACGAUGGUUCGGCUUCAGGGUUUCUCCGUCAACGAUAUGUUUCCUUCACAGAAGUGGCUUGAUGUGAUCACCGGCGAGAGACGGAGAUUCAAGGAGAUUCACCGGAAAUGUGACGCGCUCCUUCAGAAGUUCGUCGACGAGCGAGUGUCAAGGAGUAGGGACGAAGAUGGAACAGAUCAGAGUCUUCUGUGUGAUCUUUUGUACUUGAGAGAUGACAGUGGAUCAGAAGGAUUAUCUCGCGUGACCAUCAACAACGACAAAGCCGUGAUUCUGGACGUGUUCAUUGCUGGAACCGAUUCAUCGUUGACACUGUUGCAAUACGCAGUUCUGGAAUUGCUAAGAAACCCAGGACUGCUAAAGAGGGCACAAGCAGAAGUGAGACAAGUGUCCAACAAACAAGGUCAUGUGAGAGAAGAAGAGCUUGAUGAACUCAAGUAA
Molecule: messenger RNA, 525 nt
Organism: Prosopis cineraria
Lineage: Eukaryota; Viridiplantae; Streptophyta; Magnoliopsida; Fabales; Fabaceae
Product: cytochrome P450 71D11-like
Exons: 2
Coding region: 1-525 (174 amino acids)
Molecular function (GO): heme binding; oxidoreductase activity, acting on paired donors, with incorporation or reduction of molecular oxygen; monooxygenase activity
Source: RefSeq, a predicted model, not a curated record